Adineta ricciae is the source of this 675-nucleotide messenger RNA. NCBI's taxonomy places the organism in Eukaryota, Metazoa, Rotifera, Eurotatoria, Adinetida, Adinetidae. The record is from the annotation of a GenBank genome assembly.
AUGGCUCGACACUUCUUUGUACUUUUCGUCACUGCAGUCCUUGUACAAUAUAGUGCAAGUAAUCCUAUUCCUGUAUCGACCAACAAUCAAGGUUCACUCUUUGAAACUAAAAAUACUUAUGGCAAUAUCUAUGAGAACAAAUACUUCAAUGUGACAGCAGAAAAGCCAGAAUCAUGGCAUACAAUCAACACGGAAAUAUUUGCCACUUUUAUUCAGAAUAUUGCGUCACCGAUUCUAAGUCAAAUUAGCAAUAUUACUGGUCAUGAUGAAACAAUCCCGCCUAAUUACUUAAUUCCUCUCUUCGGAUUCUCGCACUAUCAAUUUGGUAUUGAUAAUGGGUCAGUUAACGCCAACUUUAUCGGAAUCGUUCAAAAUGUCACACGCGACGGACUCCUACAGAACAACUGCGAUAUAUUCAGUGUUGAUCUUGUUAAUCUCGUUACGGAUAUGAAUGUAACACGGGCAGGUGGAUGUCAGGAGAUCGAUAUGAACGGAUUCAAAUACGUUGAACAAAAAUCAGAGGUUCAAUUAAGUAAUUCGGUAACUGUGAAUCAAAUUCAAUACAUCCGAAGCAGUCCAAAUGGGUAUCUAUUCACAUUUACAAUGACAUAUCAAAACAACAAUGAAAGAGAUGAACUCCUGAACAUCAUGGAAAGCGUUCGCUUCGUAGUAUAA